Messenger RNA from Cuscuta europaea, 10838 nucleotides. The record is from the annotation of a GenBank genome assembly. NCBI's taxonomy places the organism in Eukaryota, Viridiplantae, Streptophyta, Magnoliopsida, Solanales, Convolvulaceae.
CGUCAGUGUAGAGGGUCCACCAGUCGUCCGAGGUAGUCGAAGGCUCCCCGUCCGUGGCUGCCCUUGCGGUGCAUUCCGUCACAAAGUCCGCUAGGGCUUGGCCCUUGAUGGCAGGCCUUGGACGGAUGUCAAUGUUGUAUUGGCUCAAGAAGAUAGCCCAUUUAACCAUGCGGGAGGAGCUGGUGGGGCUCCUCAUGAGGGCGCCGAGGGGUUGAUGAGUGAGGACCUGAACGGGGUGAGCCUGAAAGUAGUGGCCCAACUUCUUGACAGUCCAAACGAUGGCCAACACCGUUUUUUCCACAGGGGAGUACCUGAGCUCGGCCUCCCUUAGGGUCUUGCUAACGUAGAAGAUGGCAUGUUGGAUGCCGUCUUCCUCCCGGAUGAGCACAAAGCUGAUGGCUGCCGGGCUAACCCCAAGGUAGAGGUAGAGGGUCUCCCCUACCUUGGGUUUGGAGAGCACAGGGGGUGAAGAUAUAUAUCUUUUUAGCUCGUCGAAAGCCCCCUGGCAUUCUGGAGUCCAUAGAAAGCCAGCCGUCUUCCUCAUGAUCUGGAAGAAGGGUAGAGACUUCUCUGCCGAUUUAGAUAGGAAGCGGUUGAGGGCUGCCAGGCGGCCCGUCAACCGUUGAACUUCCUUCACGUUGCGUGGGGGCUCCAUGUUGAUGAUGGCCUGGAUCUUCUCGGGAUUGGCCUCAAUACCCCGUCGGCUCACCAUGUAGCCUAAGAAUUUGCCCCCUUGGACGCCGAAGGUGCACUUCUUCGGGUUUAGCCGAAGGUUGAAUUUUUGCAUGAUGGCAAAAAUUUCCCGGAGGUCGUCAGCAUGACUGGAAGAUUGCUUGCUCUUGACGAUCAUGUCGUCGACAUAGGCCUCCAUGGUGCGCCCUAGGACGGCUUGAAAGACCCUGGCCACCAUCCGGGUGUAAGUGGCCCCUGAGUUCUUUAGGCCGAAGGCCAUCACUAGGUAGCAGAAGAUGCCCUCGGGAGUCAUGAAGGCAAUUUUUUCGGCGUCCUCCUCGUGCAUGAAUAUUUGAUGGUACCCUCGGAAGGCAUCGAGGAAGGACAUGAUUUCACACCCCGCGGUCUCAUCCACCAAUUGAUCAAUGUUUGGUAGAGGGAACGGAUCCAUGGGGCAUGCUUUGUUGAGAUCAGUGUAGUCCACGCACAUGCGGAAGGUAGGGGGCUUCUGGGCGAGGACUACAUUUGCUAGCCAUGAGGGGUAUUUUACCUCCUUGAUGUGCUUGAUUGAGAGGAGCAUGGCGACCUCCUUCUUCACAAAUUCCCUUCUCUCGGCGGAGAGGGGUCUUCUUCGUUGUUGCACUGCUUUUGCCGAGGGGUCCACCGAGAGGCGGUGGGUGAUGACCCUUCGGCUAAUUCCCGGCAUGUCCUCCGGCCCCCAUGCAAAGACAACGGAGUAGGCGCGGAGGGCGUCGGUGAUACCGGUCUUCAAAUCUUCAGGGAGCUGGGCUCCAAUCUUCACGACUCUCUCCGGCUGGGCCGGAUCGAGCGCAAAGUCUUCCUCGUCCUCGGCCGGUUCAGCCCUCGGCCUUCUUUCCUCCUGGUCGACGGCUCCGGUGGUGGUGUCAACACGGAGUUCCGUCUUGCUUACCUUCUUAGUGACCUGAAGAUAGCAGGCACGGGCAAUUUUUUGGUUCCCCCGGGAGUAGCCAAUGCCCCCAUCGGCGGGAAACUUGAGGCAGAGGUGCCUCAUGGAGAUGAUGGCCUCGAGGUCCUCGAGGGCUGGCCGGCCGAGGAUGAUGUUGUGGGCGCAGUCAAUGUUGACGACGACGAACUCCACCUCGAGCUGGGCUCUAUGGAGCCCGUCGCCGAAGAUCACCGGGAGGGUUAUUACCCCCUCGGAAUCAAUGGUGUCGCCGGUGAAGCCGGCAAGAGGGGUCUUAAUGGGCCGAAGGGACCCCCUCUCCAGAUGCAGCUCUCUGAAGGUGCUGAGGUACAUUACAUUGACGGAGCUGCCCGUGUCAACGUAAGUUCGGUGAAUGAUGGUGUCGUUGAUCUCCGUUCGAAUCACCAAGGCAUCCCGGUGAGGAGAAGAAGUAGGAGGGAGAUCUGCGUUGGCGAAGGUGAUGGGUUCCUCCCUCAAUCGCUUUACCGGGGGCAUAUGAGUGACUUCCCCUACGUAAAGCGAUUGAGCCCACUUCUUUCGCUGGCUGGUGGAAUCGCCCCCUGUGUUGCCACCGGUGAUCAUGAGGAUGUGGCGUUUUUUCUCCUGGUAGUGGGGGUAUUCCUCCUCCUCUUCUUCCAAGUUUCCAAUCUCCCUUUUCUUGCCGAGGGGGAUGGUAUUCGGGUUUACCCAAGCGUUUACCUUCGUGUGAUGCCCUCGGGGAGGCCCCUGAUGAGAAGGUCCCUCCUGCCGAGGGCUCUGGACAAAUUGGGACAGGUGCCCCGCUUGUAUUAAUCUCUCGAUGGUUGUCUUCAGUUGAUGGCAGUCAUCGGUCCUGUGCCCCUGGUGCCGAUGGAAGCGACAGUAGGGGAACUGAGGGUUGAUAGCGUGUACCUCCGGGGGUGCGCGAGAAUCGCGUUCAACGAGGCCCCUCUCCUCUGCAAAAUCGAGGAUGAUGCUGACAGGGUGCGUCAAUGGGGUCCGAGGGCGGUCCAGGAGAAUGGGCUGGGCCCAAGUCUUAGGGUUGCUCCUAUAACCUCCCCCGGGCUUGGCUUGGCCUUGUCGAGGGCGAUCAUCAGAGGGUCCCGAAGCCUUGGGGCGAUUUGGAGGAGCCCCCGCCCCUCGGUUGUGCUUGUUGUCAGCCCUCGGGGGCUGCUGGUCCGGAUGCUGGUGAUACUUCUCCACCUCCUCGGCCUCAGCAUAUCUGUCCCCCCGCUGCAAGGCCCUUAUGUAGUCGCGGGGGGGUUCAAUGAUGAGGCUCCUUGAAAAGUUGCCGGUGCGGAGGACGGUUUGUAGGAGGGCCAGGAGGGUCCCGUCAUCAGCACCGUCGACCUUGUCGUCCUCCGUCCUCCAGCGCUCCAGGAAAUCCCGAAGGGUCUCCUCCUUCUUCUGGCGUAUCAUUAGGAGGUGGGAGAAGUGCUUCCUUGUGCGACGCCUCCCGGCAAAUUGUGUUAAGAACCGCUGGGCGAGUUCUUGCCAUGAAUCAAUACAGCCCUCGGGCAGCCUGUUGAACCAUUCGUAUGCUGGUCCCUCUAAGGUGGAGAGGAACCAACGACACAAAUAUUCGUCUGACGCCCCCACCAUCAUCAUGCUGUUCUGGUACUUGCUGUAAUGCUCCUGGGGGUCCGUUUUUCCGCUGUAGGGCUGUAUGUGUUGCCCUCGGUAUUUCUCCGGGAUCCGGGCCGCCAAUACCCUUGGGGUAAAUGGCGUCCGAGUUCGGAGCUGGAUGACAGGUUCCCCGGAGCCCUCGGCCACCUUCUUCUGUAGUUCCUCCAUUUUGGCCAUCAUGGCCUCGUAUUUGAGGUCUGAGUGAGGGGUGGAGGUGGUGGCGUGAGCUUUGUUGGACUCCAUCUCGUCAAGCCGGCGUUGGAGGGCCGCAAUGAUCUCGUCCCGGGGGUCCCUCAGGAGGGUCUCCGCCCCCUGCGAACGAACCCGGGCCGAGUGGGCCUGGUUGAUUUGGUGCCGAGCAUCAUCGGCAUGAAGGGGUGCCUUGCCUUUGUCCCGAGGGGGACGCUCCUCGUCUGCCCUCGAAACAGAUCCCCCGCUUUCCUGGGGCUUUUGGAGUGCUUUCCCACCGAGGCGGUCUUGGACCCCUCGGCGGUCUGGCCCUCCUCCGAGCCGGUUGAGGGCGGAAGUGCGGGGCCUCUCCCUGUUGUCAUUAUGGCGGUCCCGGGACUGAACUUCCUGGGAGGAUGUUUCUUGGGCCACCACCCCUUCGUCGUUUCGCACCCGAGGGGUGGGAUUUCCAAAGGGGUGUGGCAGAGGGGGAAGUAUGAUAUUUUCCCCGAUCUGAGGGUGAGCUGGAGCCAAACGAUGAAGGCCGAGAGCGCCGAUUGUACGUCGAUGGUGAGAACCGGAGGGCUGACUUGGUCAUCGCUCCGGUUUUUCUUCUUGGCCUCGAUGCCGAGGCGGGCAUCGGGGGCAUUUUGUCGGAUCUGAAGGCGUAGGUCGACAGCCGCCUGUUCCAGCCCAACGAUGACACCGCCCUCGGGAGCCCUGUGAGAGGCUUCGGGGGCGUUGACGUCGCCGAGGGGUAGGUUCUUGUCGUCUACGUUCUUUGAGUUGGCACGUGUUGUCCUCACCAUUUCGAUAGAGGGCUAGUGUUUUGUGUUUGGUCGAGGGGGAGGGUUUCUUACUCGAUUGUUCAAGCUCUCAACGAGAGCACCAAAUGAUGGAUAGUCUACCCGGGGGUAUAUAUCCGAAGGGUUACUACGGGGAAUAACUUAGAGAGAAGUCAGAGCCAGUAAAUAUAUAUAGAGAGAGUGUAUUAUAAAUGUGGAGCGUUUUCAGCGUGGUUACAAAUGGGGAAAUGGGGUGCUAUUUAUAGUAGCAAUAAAUGCCGGGCAGUGACACGUGUCAAGCGCUCAUUGGCCGAGGGGUCACCUCAACUGGUUGGCGCUGGCAGCCGCAUGUGGCCGCAUUCAAUGCGGCUGUUGGAUGGGACGUCUGUGCGGGGUACGGUGAUCUGUACGCAUGUGAGGCAGAUAUCUUGUCGAGUGAGGUGCCUUCGGCUAUAGAGCAGUAACCGAGGGCUCUCCCACCCGAUGGCACCCUGGUGCCGAGGGCUCACAAUGCCGAGGGCUACUGUUUUCGCCGUUUUCUCCCAGUUUCCUAAUUUGCUUGGGAAACCCGCUCUGUGAUAAUUUGGAGCCUUCGGCCAGGGGGCCGAAGGCACCCCUGUGCGUUGUGCGGGCUGCUCGGUACUCUGGGCGCUGUGAUUUGGGCCUGUUGGGCCUUUUGGGCCUGUAGGGCCUUCGCUGGAGUAGUAGGAGUCUGUGGGCCGGGGGUUCCCGGGCCAUAUACUCCAUCAAUGGUCAAAACAAGGAUUCAACGGGAGAAUCGAGUGAAAGCUUGUCUCUAGGAGGAUGUCUUUCAGCUAGUGGGAGUAACUCUAGAAACACUUAAAAGUGUAGCACUAGAAAACUCUCCGAGCAUUGGAUAGUCCAAUGAAAGAGAACCUCUUCACAAUCAGAAUGAACAGCCUGAACAAAAUGCAAAACAUUCAAUUCUCCGGGUCUACAAGGAUUCGUCAUGAACUAACUAGGUUUGACUUCCUCAUGGAGGAUCAUGAUGAUGUUAAGAUUCCUGAUAAGGAUGAACCUAAAAUCUACAUUAAAGCAAUAUUAGAUGUUGAUUUACAGAGGUGGCGAGAUGCCUGAAAUCUAAAAUGGACUUGAUGUAUAUCAAUAAAGUAUGGAACUUGGUUGACUUGCCUGUUGGGUUAGACCCAUUGGAUGCAAAGGACUUUCAAGAAUAAAAUUGAUGCUGAAGGUAAGGUGCAAACAUACAAAACUAGGCUAGUGGCUAAAGAUUAUAGUCAAUGAGAAGGAAUUGACUAUAGUGAUACCUAUUCGCUAGUUGCAAAACUCAAGUCCAUUCGGAUUUUGCUUGUGACAGCUGCAUACUCUGAUUAUGAGAUUUGAUAAAUGAAUAUCAAAACCCAUUUCCUUAAUGGAAAUCUCAAGGAGGAGGUGUACAUGGUACAACCUGAAGGUUUUUGCAUCCAAGUCAAAUUCUAAAUCAUUAUAUUAAUUAUAGAAAUCUAUUAAUUUGAUGAAAUUGUCAAAUUGUUUGACGUCAUCAAAUGAAAUGAGGGUACUUGCGUGUUUAGAGUGUGCGACAUGGAUAACAUGGUCUUUAUAAUCAUAUAUGUUAAUAAUAGAGAAUGAUAUCCCCUCAUUGAAGUCCGUGAAAGAAUGGUCACCCAAAAUCUUCAUGAAUAUCUUUUUGUCUAUGGUAGACAGAAAGAACUAGUAGAAUUUUAUUAUUCUAGCACUAGUUUCAUGUAUGAUAAGAAAGACUACGAGUCAUAGUCAAUAUAUGUUUUUAGUCUCAACGUAAUAGUAGUACUGAAAGAGUUGCAAGUAAGAAACUAUUAUAAAUUCGAAAACUAGAGCCUAGUAAAUUGUUGCAUUUGAUGCAACAUAGGUAAGCGUUUAGAUACGUUAGUUCCUUAAAGAAAUAGAGGUAGUUCCUAGCGACAAUUAUUCAAUAAUUGUUAUUGUGACUGUACCAGGUGCAUUUGCACAAGCUAAGGAACCAAGAUGCAAAGUAAGGAACUAGAAAGUACCAGUAUGCUAUCAUGUUUUGAUAACAAAUAGCAAGAUGAGAAGUUGCAACAGAAUGCCUUCCCGUAGAGGACAAUUUGGCAGGCCCAUUCACCAAACCUUUGAGAUGUGAGAAACAUUGUAGGCUUUUGAGAGUUUAGGUGUUCGACGCAUUGGUGAUUGACACUAGGCCAAGUGGGAGAUUGUUAGUAUAUAUGUUUGAGCGACAAUCACUUUUUAGAGAUAUAUGUACUUGAUCACAUUCAGUUUAUAUAUUUGAUAUAUACGGUAUUACACAUUGAUGAUUAAGUAUUUCGAUUGUCAAUAUCUUAUUCAUAAUUGUGUUCCCUUGGACUUAUGUUGUCAAUAAGUAAGUGGGAGCUUAUAUGAUAUAACACAAGGUCCUAAAAUAACACCAAUCAAUGAUUAUCAAGAAAGGGAUAUUGAUGAUAUGCGAUAAGAUUGGUAUGUGGACUGCAUCAUACUUUUAGAAAGUAUAGUUGAUCUCACAACUUUGAGUUCCUGUAAUUCAUGAUGGUCACAUAGAUAUUUUAGAGAAUAUUGGCAUACCCACCGAGAAACCAUUUGAUAAGUUCUAUUCAUGUGUCUAUGGGAUUAUCGGCGUAUAGAGUAGUGUAAUAGUCCUUCAACUUGAGGUCAAUACGUACUACAUGUGCGAAGUGAUGUACUUUGACCAUGACCAACGCUUGCACUCCAAUCGAGGUAUAGAUACAGCAUGUGUUAGGUGCAUCACGAAGCACAUUGAAUAGUAGUUGAGCCAAGAAAGGAUUCAUUCCUCGUAAUAGAUUAAGAGAGAACAUUCUACUUCUCAUAUCUAGAUGGAUCAUAAAGUCAUUGACCAAUGCAAAGAUAUAUUCGUUUUGGAUAUCGAAUAUGAUCAUUAUGGAUCAUCUAGAAAAAUUGAGAGACAGAAACUAAGUUAUUAGAAUAGACACAAUAUCAUGUUCUAGAUUUAGUUGAAUGUUCGUUGAAUGAAAGGACUGUAUCACUAUGAGCUCUAUAUUACAGGGAGUUUGAAUAGUCCUCGCAAACGUCCUUAUAUAUUAAGUUUGUCUGGUAAAUCGUCUAGAGAUUCUACUAAAACCUUAAUUUGAUUAGUGCUUAAUAUAUAAGGCCCUAUGGGUCACACAACAAGUGAUAAUACCUUCCGAUUGAAUUGAUUAGAAGGAGAUAAAUAUUAUUAAUUGGAUUAAAUGAUAUUUAAUUCGUAAUACUGAAAAUGGAUUAAAUAUUAAUUAGAUUCAUAUAUUUAAUUCAUUGUGUUGAAGGAAAGUUCUAUUUGAUAGAAUUAAUUAGGUAUGAUAAAUUAGAUUUAUUAUACUUAAUUAAGAUGUAUUUAUAAUUAAAUAAAGUUGGGAUUUUAUUGGGUACAAUUUAGAAUAAAAGUGUAUUCAAUAAAAUAUAAAUAAAAUAAUAAAAAUAAGCAUUAAGAGAGAAUGGGUGGCGGCAACUCCAUUCCUCUUUAUUGUGUAAUUUAUUAUUACUAUUAUACCUUUAUUUAAUUAAUAAGGAGUACUGGUUCUCGUAGGACUAGAACUCAUUAAUGAGCAAGACUUUCAUUGUAAUUGGGAAACUAGUUUAGAACUAGUAUAAAUACAUCCCCCUCCUUCAUAAUUGAGAUCAGUUUUCAGAUUCAGUAUAAACAGUUUAUUUCCCUGCGAAGAGAUUUCCUAGCCUUUCUCUUAGGGAGAUCUAACCGUUCUUUCAGAAAGGUUAAGGAUUAUAACCGCUAGACUGGAAGAUCUGUAAGUUGUAACUCAGAUAUGUUAUUAUUAUCAUAUUCAUUGUUUUAUCAUAAUCAGGGAAGAUCUGUUUGGGAAAAUUUUAAACUUCCGCUGCUGUACUUUCGAUGUACGUUACAUCAAUUUCCUAACAAUUAUAUGUAUGAUGAUAAUAAUAACUUAUAGUUAUAAUUAUAUUUAUGAUGAUAAAUCUGAAUCAUUCCGAUCUGAUCUAAAUAUUUUUAUGUGAUUGAGUGUUUAUAUGGGAACAUAUCAUGUCAGACGAGAACAGCAAAAUUCAAAUUUGAUAAAAAAUAUUCACUUUAGGCGAAUAGAAUUACUUCUUAAUAUCAACCAUAUUAAUGAAAUAGAAUUCUCGGAAUAAAUAUCAUAUCAGCUCAACUUCCAAAAAAUUGCAUAACAUCAAAUUCUUUAUAAAUUAAUGAGACUUUAAUACAUUUAAGAGAACUCUAAUCAUACAGAAUUGAGAAAUAAUGGCAUGUUUCUCACUUAUGGCUUUUCAAUUUCCAAAAAUACAACCCAUCAGAUAAUCUUCUAUUAUACAACAAUAGGAGAAAACUUGCCCAGAAUUCCCGCUCAAAAAUGUCCAAUCAACAGGCGGGUCGGGUCUCACGCGUGGCGGGUCGGGUCUGGCAGCUUAUUCAAUGCUCUGUUCUUUGAAUUUUGAGAAUUUUCUUAGGUGCUGAGGCUGAAAUUGCCUGGCAUUAAAUGCAAGCCCAAUGACCAAUAAAGCAUUUGUGAGGCUCAAUAAAAAGUACAUCAAAGAUGGGCUGCACGUUUUACAAUGGAGAAGAAAGGACCAAGUUUAAUUUUAAAAAAUGGGCCAGGGUCACUUCGAAUUAAUUACUGUGUACUUCAAAAUCUUUAAUUGUCAUUCAAAAAUCUUUAUGGCUGAAUUUAAAUGUGUACUAUAAAAUCUUUGGUAUAGAUUUUGUUAAAGGACCAAUGGUCAAUAACAUAUUUGUUUUUGAGAAGCCACACCAUUCACCACCUAUAAAUACACACGAAUUGGGUUUCAAGCCACACCACCACCGAGCAAUUCACAAGUAAAACGAGCACCCCAUCUGCUGCAAUGGCAUGUUCAUCAACAUAGACCGGAAUGUGGUCCCUGAUCAAAGACAUUGAUCAGACAAAGACCACCUGGGCUUUGAGGGUAAGAGUUGUACGAUUUUACGAGGUUCCUCCCCAUUCCAGGGGUGGAGAGACCCUUGAGAUGGUGCUGCAUGAUGCAAAGGGGGAUCGAAUUCACGCAACUGUGAAGAGGCUGCAGCUAGCAAUGUAUAGACCAUUGAUCAAAGAACACCAUGUGUACACACUAAGGAACUUUUUGGUCAUGGACAACUACCAAACAGUGAAAACAACUUCACAUCCUUAUUUGAUCCAGUUCAUAAGCAAGACUGCAUUUAGGGAAGACAAGACUGAACUACCUAUGUUUUUGUAUGACUUUCAACACUUUGGGUUGCUUCAAGAGCAAAGAGUGAUCAAUGACAGACAACUCAUUGAUGUGAUCGGUAAGGUCGUAUGCAGAAGCAUGGUUCAAACACACAUCAUCAAUGGAAAGGCUGAAAGAUUGAUGGAGCUAACAUUGGGUGACCCUGAAGGCAACAGACUUGGUUGUGUGCUGUGAAAUAAAUAUAUAACCCAGUACAUGGAUUACGCUACCCAGCAUCUUGAUGAAGCGAUUUAUAUAAUAUUUCAGCUUUGCAGGCCUAAAAGAUAUCAGGGUGCCCUAUCUGUGUCAUCUUCUUUUGAUGUGUCAAAGCUGAUCAUUAAUGGCACAACGUCCGAGUUUCUGGACUUCAUAAGCGAAUUUCCGGGUGACGGUGAUGACAAUAUGACGGGAACGACUGUGACACAAACCACACAAGGGGAUGAAAGUAGGGAUGACAUCCUAAGUGGGAAUGCAACCAUAUCCACCCUGAAUGCUUUGCUUAACACAACUGAGGGUUUUACUUGGUGCUUGGAGACAUAGUCUCCAUAGGGAAUUUCCGAGAAUGGUGUUAUCUUAGCUGCCCAACUUGCAACAAGAAAUUGAAAUCUGAGGAAGAAAGGUUCAGGUGUGCUCAUUGUAAUGACACCCUUGCUGAGGGAGUUUAUCGCUACAAGGUCAGCAUUUGUCUCAUGGACAAUUCGGGACAUGCUCCAUUUACUCUGUGGGACUGAGAAUGUAUUGAUUUCUUUGGGAAAACAUCAGGAACCUUGAUGCUUGAAUUGGAGAAGAAAACUGGAGACACAACACGCUUUCCAGAAGAGAUUGAGAGUUUGAUUGACCAAAAAGCACUUUUCAGAAUUCAUAUAAAGAAAAGAUCUGAUGAAAAUACUUACAAGGGAACUUUUUCUAUAGGAAUUGUAUCAAUGAUUCAGACCGCCUCUGUGGUUGCAUUGUAUGUAGAGGAUGAGAAGGAACAAACAGCCAAAGAGGAUACGACCCCAGAAAAGGUUGCAUCAAGCACAAGCAUUGGCGAAAAGAUAGCAAAGAACGGUAAACGUGUUUCAGCUGAGAAAGAGGACCGUUCUCCUAUUGACCUACCAGAUACUCCACCAGCAUGCACACAGAGGGAGGUUGAGGUUGAACUGACUGAUGAAAUCAAACGUAAUCUGAACGAUGAGUUUUCUACCAAUGGAAAAGUGAAGAAGCUGAAGAUGAAAAUCAAACAGGAACCUGGUGUUUAGGGAAACUAAGGAGUGAUUUACUAAGACAUUGUUUAAAAACCUUUUUUGCUGUUUUAUGGCUGUGUGCCUUAGCUACUAUUUUUGGAUGUGUUCAAACACUAGCACAAAGACACUCUAAAGUGUUGAAAGGCUAUUUGUUGCUUUAUUUAUCUAUGUUUUGAGACCAGGGUUGUUCAUUGAACAAAUCCUACUGUCUUUACAGGUUCAUGAAGUUGAAGUGUUCUACAAAAAUAGGGAGGC